ACCUGAGUUUGGGGUGGAAUUUGAGGAUUUUGGAGAAGGCUGCGAUUUCAUUUCAUGGGCCAGAAAAAGUUCCUGGAUGUCCAAAAAUUGAAUACAUGAGCGCGACCGAACAUACAUACCAGCGGUGACCUGCAGCUGCCUCCUCCCACCCGCCUCAUAAUCUGCAUAGCAUGGCUUCUGUCAAGCGACAAGCCUCCGACAGCUUCAGCGAGUCGGGGGCCUUGGUCAAAAGACAAAGAUCGAAUGCAGACCUUAAGGACAGUCGAGCCUUGACAGUUGGUGCGAAAGGUCAAGAUGGCUCCCUUGUGCCUUCGAGUCUACGCACAAGCGCCCUUAAUGCACCAAUUAUGGAAAUGACAGGUCACUCUGGCGAGAUAUUUGCAGUCAGAUUCGAUCCAACUGGCCAACAUAUAGCCUCAGGUUCCAUGGACCGAUCAAUAAUGCUCUGGAACACAUACGGACAGUGCGACAAUUAUGGCAUCAUGACUGGCCACAAAGGCGCAGUACUUGACCUACAAUGGUCUCGAGAUUCGAGAACGAUAUACUCCGCUUCCGCCGACAUGACAGUUGCAAGCUGGGAUCUAGAAACAGGCUUGAGAAUACGGAAACACGUGGGUCACGAAGAGGUGGUGAACUGCGUCGAUCUAAGCAGACGCGGCCAAGAUCUGUUGCUGAGUGGUAGCGAUGAUGGGUGUAUAGGGAUAUGGGACCCUCGGCAAAAAGCUGCGGUGGAUUACAUUGAAACCGACUUCCCAAUCACAGCAGUCGUCAUGGCCGAGCAAGGCCACGAAAUCUACUCGGGCGGAAUCGACAAUGACAUCAAGGUCUGGGACGCUCGUAAGAUGGAGGUCACUUACACUCUGAGCGGUCACGGAGACACCAUAACAUCACUGGAAGUCUCGCCGGAUUCGCAAACAUUGCUGUCCAAUUCGCACGACUCAACGGUCCGCACCUGGGAUAUCAGACCUUUUGCUCCCGUCGACCGAGCUGUACGCACCUAUGAUGGAGCACCUGCAGGAUUUGAGAAGAAUCUCAUUCGAGCCAGCUGGAGCCCUAAAGGAGAUAGAAUCUGCGCUGGAUCUGGUGACCGGACGGCUGUGGUAUGGGAUACUCGUUCAGCCAAACUCUUGUACAAAUUACCUGGCCACAAAGGCACGGUCAAUGAUGUGCGAUUUUCACCCACGGAAGAGCCUAUAAUUGUGUCUGGCUCAACGGAUCGGAAUAUCCUUCUUGGUGAGCUUGGAAGGUGAAGCAAACCUCUAGCAGGCUUUUAAUAUCCAUACCAUGGUAACAGCGACCCUCUGUGGCGGCCGAUGAGUACGACGACAAGACGAUAUC
Messenger RNA from Exophiala viscosa, 1338 nucleotides. Its product is annotated as Ca2+/calmodulin-dependent protein kinase. Gene Ontology annotation, molecular function: protein binding; RNA binding. Bases 171 to 1250 code for a protein of 359 amino acids. Lineage: Eukaryota; Fungi; Ascomycota; Eurotiomycetes; Chaetothyriales; Herpotrichiellaceae. The record is from RefSeq and is a predicted model, not a curated record. The transcript has 2 exons. Gene Ontology annotation, cellular component: catalytic step 2 spliceosome.